Messenger RNA from Penicillium manginii, 1563 nucleotides. RefSeq lists its product as uncharacterized. Gene Ontology annotation, biological process: transmembrane transport; L-cysteine transport. Gene Ontology annotation, cellular component: membrane. The record is from RefSeq and is a predicted model, not a curated record. NCBI's taxonomy places the organism in Eukaryota, Fungi, Ascomycota, Eurotiomycetes, Eurotiales, Aspergillaceae. The coding region runs from base 1 to 1563 and encodes 520 amino acids. Gene Ontology annotation, molecular function: L-cysteine transmembrane transporter activity. The transcript is spliced from 3 exons.
AUGGAUACCAAAAAGCCCCCAGUUUCAAUAUCUAAUGAGGUCAAGACCGUGCAAGAAAAAUAUGCCGAUGUCACUCUACGUCUUCUCGAGGAUCAUGGCGAUGAUUUUGAGCUAUUGGCCCCUGAGAAAGAGAAAACCCUCCGGCGAAAGCUAUACUUCCACAUUAUGCUCUUGCUUUCAGUGAUUAAUAUUAUGUUAUUCAUUGACAAAUCCACACUUGGAUACGCUGCCAUUCUUGGAAUCUUUGAAGAGACAGGAAUAUCAAAGGCGCAGUACAACAAUCUCAACACGUUCUUCUAUGUUGGUUAUCUGGUGGGGCAGGUGCCUGGCCAUUACCUCCUACAGCGACUCCCAUUUGGCAAAUUCGUGAGCGGAACCAUAUUUUCUUGGGGAGCUGUCAUCUUGCUCCACUGCGUUGCAACGAGAUAUGCCGGUCUGGUGGUUUUGCGACUGGCUCUUGGCGCGACAGAAGCAGUGAUUGUCCCUGCGCUGGAGAUUACCAUCGGUAUGUUCUUUAAUCGCCAAGAACAAUCAUUUCUACAGCCUAUACUAUGGAUUACCUGCGUCGGCGCUCCUAUUCCCGCCGGUUUUAUCUCAUAUGGUCUGCUUUUCAGUCAGGGGGCUAUUCUUCCGUGGAAGCUGUUCAUGAUCGUCAUUGGUGGGCUGACGAUUUUACUUUCUGUAUGGGUAUGGUUUGGCUAUCCUAGCAACCCAGCUGAAGCUUGGUUUUUAUCUCUCGAAGAAAAAGUGCAGGUCAUUCGCCGAGUUCACGAGUCACAUCAGAGCUCCAUCGAGCAGAAGCAGUUCAAAAAGUCCCAGUUCAUAGAGACGAUGAAGGACUCUGUCUCGUGGCUUUUUGCCUUGCAGGCAUUUACUCUUAUGUAUUGCAACAAUCUGACCUACGGCCAGCAGAACCUCCUGAUCACCUCUCUCGGGGUAUCCAACCUAGGGUCCACACUCGUUGCCGCAGCAGGCGGAGGAUUCGGUGUUCUCCUUUGCAUUGUCGCCACCUUUGCAUUGAAACGUUUUCCGAGAUAUCUAGCCAUUCAUAGUUUGGUAUGGUGUGGGUUGGCACUGAUCGGAGGCGUAUGCAUGGUAACAAUUGCUUGGGAUCAAAAGCUCGCAUUGCUUGCCUGCAUGCUUCUCGCCGAAAAUACAUACUCGAUCACGUAUAUCAUCGCGCUUGGGUGGGCGACAUCUUCUGCUGCUGGAUAUACCAAGAAGCUCACGCGAAAUGGAAUGUUCAUGAUUGGAUAUAGUGUGGGAAAUCUUGUUUCGCCGCAGAUUUGGGUUCCCAGCGCUGCUCCCAGGUAUUAUGGUGCGUGGAUUUCGAUGAUUGUGGUCAGUUGGGCAGGAACACCUACGAUUCUUGGUGUGAUCCAUUUUAUUUUGAAAAGAAGAAAUGCAGAAAGAAAGGAAUGGAUUGCCGAGUUGAGUGAGGACGAGCGAGAGGGGUGCAUUGAGCAAGUGGAUGAAGCUGGUGCAGUAACCAGGAAGAAGGUUAACCUGGCGGUUCUGGAUUUGACGGAUUUGGAAAAUAAGCUCUUCUUGUAUCCGUACUGA